UUCUUAAUGAUUUCUCGUAAAGAAGUUUCAUAUACGUUUCCCUCUCCCAUUGGCCAUGCCCAAUCACUUCGAACAAGCUUGUGCCCAAAAUUCAAUUGAACCCCCUACAAUCUCACCCGCAUAUAAAUAGUAGCCAGCAGAUACAAUUUCGCAGCAGAAUCCAGUAGUUAUUCAAACAAGCAAAAUGGCAUUUAAGUUCGUGAUACUGGCAGUCUUCGUGGCAGUGGCAAAUGCCGGCGGACCGGCGUCUUACGACAUCGGCACACUGUCCGGUGAUCACAGUAGCAUCGGCUACAGCCAGGAGUCCACGCAGAAGGGCUACGCGGGUCAGAACGUGGUGACCUCGUACAGCCGGGCCGAAGAUUCCGCGACCUCGUCGGUGCGCGUGAGCAACAGCCACGUGAGCAACGACCUGUUGGAGCAGCACGCCAUCGGCUACGCCGCUCCGGUGAUCGCCAAGACGUACGCCGCGCCGGCCUUGGCCAAGCCCCUGAUCGCCGCACAACCCGUCCUCGCUAAAGCCGCUUACGCGCCAACCCUGGCCGCGUACGCCGCGCAUCCUGCUCCAUCGGUGAUCACCGAGUCCGCUUACGGACAUUACGGAUACGCCGCGGCCGCACCGAUCCUGGCCAAGGCGACCUACGCCGCACCCGCCGCUUAUGCCAGCCCGCUCCUGACGAAGACCUAUGCCGCCCCGAUCGUCGCCAAGACCGCCACGUACGCCGCAUACGCGGCACCGGCACCAACCCCCUUGAUCGCCAAGGCCUCUUACGCGUACGCACCCGCUGCUGCUCCGCUCAUCGCCAAGACCGCCUACGCCGCUGCUCCGAUUUUGGCUAAAGGCCCGAUUACGUACGCCGCUCAUGCCGCCGCACCGGUGUUCACCAAGGCUUAUGCUGCCCCUUACUCGUACGAAGCGGCCGCGCCGGUGAUCGCCAAGGCUUAUGCUUCCCCUUACUCGUACGAAGCGGCCGCGCCCGUGGUGCACGCCACUUUCAGCGGCUUCGGCACUAGUUAUGCCUGGUAAACAGAUCGGUUAUGUUAAUAAUUAAUUCUCGCGAAGCCAUGACGACAAUUAUGAAAAUUGUAACUUCUUCUCGCACCGGCAAUUAUCAUAUUCCGCCUGAAGCAUGUGUAAGAUUUUCUACGUAUCCCCGAUUUU
This is a messenger RNA of Camponotus floridanus (Florida carpenter ant), 1162 nucleotides long. Its product is annotated as cuticle protein 16.5. The transcript is spliced from 2 exons. The record is from RefSeq and is a predicted model, not a curated record. Bases 185 to 1027 code for a protein of 280 amino acids. NCBI's taxonomy places the organism in Eukaryota, Metazoa, Arthropoda, Insecta, Hymenoptera, Formicidae.